AUGGCUAGCGAAGCAGUGAGUCAGAAUGUGUUUAUACAAUUCUUCGGGCCUGUCCACAUUCCAAAAAUUCAAUAUCGAGAAUACCGUGUUCGACUUUCAACGAUCGCUGUAGGCAGAGAUAAUGGGCCAACACCAGAAACGUACUUGGAAGAUGUACAAAAUAUUAUCGAAAUGCACAAAAAGGAAAUAUCAGAUCUCAAAGACAAAAUGCGGGAGCGAAUGUCGGGAAAGGAAAUGAAAACUGCUUCAGAUCGUUUGAACAGGUUUAUCAGAACAAAUAUUUACUGGACAUCAAAUAAGACUCUCACUGGUGGAUUUCCGAGAAAUCUCCUGACCAGACUUCUUCGUGCCGGCCCAGAAUUGAUUCGUCAAUUUGAGUUGGAAAAUUUUUGGUGCGACCAUGAGUGGACACGCAUUAAAACGGCAAGUAACCCAGCGGCCUUCCGAAAUGUUUUAUCUAUUCGCGAGCGAGUCACCGCCGACGGCAGACCGAUUUCUCGUUUCGAACAAAUCGAUGCGAGAAAUGCGAGAGUUACGCCGCCACGAAAUGCUGUCCGUGGUAGUGAGAGUACAAUUGCAUUCGAACCAGUUGCGCAAGUUGAUGGAGUAGAUACGAAGACAUCAAAACCAACGGAAGGCGACGGCCAAUGCGACCAUGCCAAGAAUGUAAUAGGCGCUGACCUACGCAAGAGGGAAACUAACGCGAAUUCAAAAGAUCAAACAACCAAACAAAGUGGAGGAAAGGAGGAUGAACCUGGUGGAAACGAUAGUACAGGACAAGAAGGUGAGCAGGAAGAUGGGAGUCGACCGAUCGUAAGCGAGACGUCGACUGAUGGGGAGGUAUCGUCUGGCACGGAUAGUGGAGUCAGCUCAUCACCAGUUUCGAUGAAUGAAGAAUUGUGUGAAGAGCUAAUGCGUAGCCAUAAUGACAAUGCUAUUGUUGAAUACGUGGUAUUGAAUCAGCAAGUUGAGAAAAGAAAGAAAGAAGUUCUCAUUGGAUUAGUACGUGAAUUGACUGCUGCUGUCAAAUCCAGAAGCCGUCGCGAUCGCGACGCUCUAGACAAAACGAGAAAUCGACUGCGAAGGUUAAUAGAUUUGAAAUUCAAUGCAAAAAGCAUUAAAGAGCAAGAGGAAGGAGACGAGCCCCAACAGUGUUGUAGCUCCAGUGGAACUCGGGCAAAGAAAAGAGCGGAACUGAUUGAGUCUGGAGUAGAUGAGGGAGAAAGAGAUUCGGAUAACUCUGAGCAACACAAUACAUCAGCUGGUGUGAGUUCGGAUAACCAUAAACAAACUUCCAAUGGAAUCCGGCCAUCCAAUAAUCAUAAGAAGAAAAAAGGAAAGAAAGGAAAAAAGCCCAAAAAAUGCAACAAAGGUCCAAAAGUCACACAAGAGGAAAUUGAAGCAAUCAGAAAGCAGAAAAAGGCUGAAGCUGAUAAAGAGUUUGAGAGAAUUGAAGGUGAGAGACGUGCCCAUAUGAACCAAGUGGAACUGAUGCACCGUCAAAAGUGCUAUCGACAAUUGGUGCACACUGCGCUUGGGAUGAGAGCUCAAGGAGAUCCGCUGCCAGUGGAAGUGCAAGAAGUCGAAGGAUUCAUGGACUAUUACGUCAAUUCUGUGAAGUUUGAGCACAAGAUCACUUUACGAAACUUGUUCUUCGAGCAAAGAGUCGAUGACAUUCAACGGGACUACUAUGGGUCAGAACUCAGUUCCAAAAUGCACGUAAUAACCGACUAUUACAAAAUUGUUGCACGAGGUUUACGAUUAUGUCAGUAUUUCAUGUUCCUAGCAGUUCUGGAUGAGAGAUCUUAUGGAUACUCGGAUUUCGAAGCUUUGAUCCUUCAAUAUUUCUUUAUUGGAACAGAAGAAAAUCCAGAGACGUCCAAAUCAGAAGUUUACCGUAGAUUCUGUUUCUUUGUGGAAGUUGCCCUAAAAAAUAUCUCGGAAGAAGAACAAAUCGUAAAUGCGAUACAUUACGUUAGAGACAAAUUGUGGCUCUUCGAUGAGCUGAUGGCGCACUACGAUGUCACUCGUGUUGAGAUGAUUCUACGAGAAGGAUACCUGGGAAUCGCUCAACAUAUGCUCAAUCACCUCAGCACCACUGAUACAAUUUCUUAUAUUCAAAGCUGUAGAGGAAAAUCAUCAUACAACAUGUCUGAAGCUUGGCUAUUGCAAACUAGAAUGCCGGGAGAGUAUACUUUACAUAUUUGA
Caenorhabditis briggsae is the source of this 2208-nucleotide messenger RNA. The record is from RefSeq and is a predicted model, not a curated record. The transcript is spliced from 13 exons. NCBI's taxonomy places the organism in Eukaryota, Metazoa, Nematoda, Chromadorea, Rhabditida, Rhabditidae. Bases 1 to 2208 code for a protein of 735 amino acids.